Molecule: messenger RNA, 3028 nt
Organism: Mirounga angustirostris (Northern elephant seal)
Lineage: Eukaryota; Metazoa; Chordata; Mammalia; Carnivora; Phocidae
Gene: RAB29
Product: RAB29, member RAS oncogene family
Exons: 5
Coding region: 449-1060 (203 amino acids)
Biological process (GO): phagosome-lysosome fusion; endosome to lysosome transport
Cellular component (GO): Golgi apparatus; phagocytic vesicle; late endosome
Molecular function (GO): GTP binding; GTPase activity
Source: RefSeq, a predicted model, not a curated record
CCGCCCUUUCCCCCGAAUUUGGUUUGUGCCGGGCGGGGAGGACCCCAUCAUCUGACCCCGACUGUGAAAUGAGCUGGCCCCGGGUUCAGUCGCCCGCCGGCACCGCUCCGGGGAAGUCCCGGUGGGCGAGGCCCCGCGGCGUCCCGUCCCGUUUCUCGGCAGCGGGGCGGGGCGGGGCGGGGCGGGGCGGGGGAGAAGGUGCGAACACGCCGGGGGCUCGGAGCUCGCGCCCUGUGCCCCACCCAGGCUGCGGCCGCGCGGGGAGGAAGCGCGUAAAGGUUGAGUGCAAAGUUUCCCUUUCUGCUUUCUCGUCAGAGCAGCCCCAACCUUGGCGGUGGGCUGCAAUGCCGAACUUCAGUUUGUAGGGGCUCCGGAGCCGAAGGGGUUAAAGCAAGCGCCUCCCUUCCCCCAACCCCGCCGCCUCCUUCACCAGUCCGGCCGGCCAGCCAUGGGCGGCCGCGAUCACCUGUUCAAAGUGCUGGUGGUGGGGGACGCCGCGGUGGGCAAGACGUCGCUCGUGCAGCGAUACUCCCAGGACAGCUUCAGCAAACACUACAAGUCCACGGUGGGAGUGGAUUUUGCUCUGAAGGUUCUCCAGUGGUCUGACUCAGAGAUGGUGCGGCUCCAGCUGUGGGAUAUUGCAGGGCAGGAGCGCUUCACCUCCAUGACUCGACUGUACUAUCGGGAUGCAUCAGCCUGCGUUAUUAUGUUUGAUGUUACCAACGCCACGACCUUCAGCAAUAGCCAGAGGUGGAAGCAGGACUUGGACAGCAAGCUCACCCUGCCUAAUGGAGAGCCUGUGCCCUGCCUGCUCUUGGCCAACAAAUGUGACCUGUCCCCUUGGGCAGUGAGCCGAGACCAGGUUGACCGGUUCAGUAAAGAGAAUGGUUUCAUGGGUUGGACAGAAACAUCAGUCAAGGAGAACAAAAAUAUUAAUGAGGCCAUGAGAGUCCUCAUUGAAAAGAUGAUGAGCAAUUCCAGAGAAGAUAUGUCUUUAUCCACCCAAGGGGACUAUAUCAAUCUACAGACCAAGCCCUCCUCCAGCUGGGCCUGCUGCUAAUAGUGUCUGGCUUGUUUUCCCUCCUAUGUUUAGGAGGUCUUUUCAUCUCUUCCCUUCGGAUGCCCACCCAGCAAUCUUAUUAAUCUUAUUAAGUACGUUUGGACUGUCUCUUGCCAGUUAUCCGGGAAGGAGGACCAUCGCCACUAAGGAGAGACCUGGGACUCGUGUGCCUUUCUGCAUCUCACAGGUUCCUACUUGCUGCCGGCUCCCAUGGCUCAGUACCUUCUGUAUAAGAAAAAUCACCUUAUCCCUCAUUUUGUGACCCAGGAUUUUGUGGGGAGCAUUGGAAAUCAGCACCUGUAUUGUAAGGAUCCUAAUUGCCACCUGUUUUCGCGUUUCUUUUUCCAUCUGACGGAUGUGGAUAUCUCAGUCUGAUCUGACUUCAGAUUUCGAGGAAAAUGAGAGCAAAGGGCAUUUCCCAAAUUCAUCAUAGGUUAUUGCUUUCAGAUUCUUUGUGUCUUGGACUUUGAAUUUAAACCUCUGAUUCUGAGAUGGGCAAGGAGUGGGGCUGGAUAUCCAUGGGUUCUGGGUCACAGGAGGUAACCCAAAAGUCACUAUUUUUGAAGCUUCUAAAGUCAUAACUGGCUUUCUCUUGUCUUGGCUUCAGGAAUAGUCAAGCUUUUAAACUACCUGUUGUGUGUGAUGAGAGCGUUUCUUUCCCCAAAGAAACAAUUGUCCCAUUAGGGUUUUCUAGUAUCUCCCUACCGGUGGGGUGGGAGCGGGGUUCACAAGGUUUCUGGGUUGAUGUCUUGAUGCCUAAUGCUGCGGGGUGACAUCACUUGGCUGUGGUGCCCUGAAAUAGGUCUGUUCCUUACCGCCCUGGGAGUCUGAAUGGAAGAGGGAGAGGUUAACAGAACAAAAUCCUGUGGGGCCGCUUGCUUCUGAGCACUUUGGGUGCCUAGCACUUACCAGCCAUAGGAAACAAAUUUUAUGUACAGACCUUUGCCUGAGUGGGGAGAGUAGAUAGAAAAUCAUUAAGUAAUUUAAGUGCUAAAUCGGGUAGGGUUUUUAGUAUCACAUCACUUCUCGACAGCUUCAUUUGUUGAAUUCUCACAGGAUGGUGAUUUAUAACCUACCCAAAGUUAUGAAUAUUCUUCGUGAACUCAGAGACCUAGAGUUCUUUGAAAGACACUUAUUUUAAAUGUGUGUCCUAAGUAAGUGGUUCCCGAAUCAACUUAUCAGAACCACCUGGGAAGUUUAUUAAAAAAAUUUUUUUUAAGAUUUUAUUUAUUUAUUUGACAGAGAGAGACAAAGCGAGAGAAGGAACAUAAGCAGGGGGAGCGGGAGAGGGAGAAGCAGGCUUCCUGCGGAGCAGGGAGCCCGAUGUGGGGCUCAAUCCCAGGACUCUGGGACCAUGACCUGAGCCGAAGGCAGACACUUAAUGACUGAGCCACCCAGGCGCCCCUAUUAAAAUUUUUUAAAAUAAAAUGUGUACGUUUUAAGAUUUCUGGGUCCCAAACUCAAGCCUCCUGAAUCAAAAUUUCCAGGGGUAUGGUGUGGGAAUGUAUAGUUGUUGUUUUUCAAAGCCACCCAGGUCAUUUGACCAGCCUGGUUUGGAAAACAUUGCUGGAGAAUUUGGUAAAGAUGCAGAGACCCAGGCAUUCCCUGAGUAAAUGAUCCUGGGUUUCCCUAUGCUCUAUUUGCUCUCCAGGUGAUUCUGCUAUACCCCAGACUUUGGAAACUGCUCUCCUAAGCAAAUGAUCAGAGGCCAAAUAUCAGACAGAGAACAGGAGCCAGGCCUUCAGUGGUGGUUGGUUUGUCUGUUUUUAAUGCCAGUGACUAACUUUUGCACAGUGUUUUAAGACCUUGAAGUUCUCUUUUGUAUUACCCUUUUCAAAUAGGUUUUUACUACAAUGAUUCUGAAGAUAAGUGGAAUAGCAAAUUCCCUUUAUGUGAAAAGAAAACUGAUUUUUAUUUACUGGCUUAAACCUUUGCAAAGUCACAAAUAAAGGCAAAAUAAGUCUUGUA